CCUAGCUCAGAGAGCCUUGACGCACUGCGGUCAAGUCAACGCUUGCCCAAAGGAUUCUCAUUUCACAUUUGCAACACUCUUACAAAUGUAUCAAUUUCAGUCUUGUGUAUAAUUUGGUUGACUUACAAUACUGUACAUUAUGAACUGUGCUACUGAGAAAAAUCUGGACCAAGUGACUAUAUAAUGGAAUUCAGUUUCAUUCACAAUUGGAAGUAAAUUUCACUCAUAAAUGGUUUGAAAGUAAAUAACUGUGAGUGAAAUUGAAUUGAAUAAUAUUGUUGCUUUGUAAAGAUUUUUUUGUUCACAAUGUAGGCUACAGUAUUUUAAAGUCAAUCGAAUUACACACGUAAUUAUUUGUAAGGUAUAUGAGAAACUAUUUAUAAGGUAGGCCUAUUGAUAAAUUUCUGCUGAUUUAUAAAUUAAGGAGUCGUGUGGAAUUUCAUGUCAACAAGAGUCUUGAGCUGAUUAAGAAACGAGCUGAGAAAUAGGAAACUUUGUAUUUCAAAAUGUGUAAGACAUCAUAAAUAAUAACUAAGGAAAUUGCUCAAUUUAUGGCUAUGUGAUUAUUAAAAACGCAUUUUUAGUGAGAUUAUGAUGUUCUUUAUAAGUGUUGAAGGAAAAUAAAACGGGAGAUACGGUACACAGAACUUUUUGAUUACAUAGGAGACUGCAGUAUUUACAGAAGUGGGCUUUGAUAACAAAUUUCUGUAGGCCUAUGUUAUUGUGGAACUAAUGAUGCAAGUUUAUUUUGAAUCUGAGAUGAUCUGAUCUUCAAUUAUCAUUAUUAGCAAUACCUACUUAAUACAGAAAGUCAUGAUUACAACGUCCUGAUUAUUGUAUGAGGCAAAACAAAUACAAUAUACAGGAAGGAGAAGAUGCAAUCACCCAUGAAGAGGACCAAUCACUUUCCGAUUACUUGUCCAACGAUGUUGGACCGGUGUCAUCUAAUUUUAUUUUUUAUCUGCCAAAAAAGUAGGUUACUAGGUGAAUCAACUACCGUAGAUGAUGCAACGGGUGACUUUUGUAUCCAAAGACGUUCCUUUGUGUAGCUCACAUAACACUAUUACAACGUCAAGCAGUCUAUCUCAUGAUGAGACGCGUGCACAUUUAUUUAGUAGUGCCAAAUAACGCGGUACGAAUCUGUCAACACUAAAAUAGUUGACUACAUAACUGAUAGAAUAAUACAAUAAUAUGUCGUCAGUUGGCCAGUGUGGUUGUUAUUUCGCUAGGGUACUAUCACCUUGUCGCCGGUUGCACUGCCAGACUACCGGCUUCUGCUUAUGAAUCCUGAUUGACUUCAAACCUGUGAUCCAUCCCUGUGAUGGAUAAACGAGUUCAUCAUGACCAAAUGCCAAUGCGAGAGCAAUACUUCAGCACAGUCGGGUCCACCUGCUAAAACAAGUAAUCAGAAAGUUGCGAUAGCGGAGUGCGAGGGCAGAGAUGAAGAAUACGAGUACGUUCCGCCGGACGGGGGGUGGGGGUGGUUGGUGCUGGGAGGCACAGUGCUUAUCAAUCUCCUUAUACCCGGAACGAUAAAAUCUUUCGGCGUCCUGUUCAUAGAGUUCCUUGAGAUUUUCAAUGCUUCGGCUGUGGCUGCGUCAUGGAUACCUGCUCUUUGCUACUUCCUUUACUGCUCUUUAGGACCAUUGGCCAGCUACUUAUCUGGAAAAUUGGGCUACAGAACUGUUACCUUGAUUGGAGGAACAUGCGCUGGAUUGGGCAUGAUUCUCAGCUUUUUUGCCAACUCUAUCACCUAUUUAUAUGUUAGUUAUGGUAUUCUGGUGGGCACAGGAGCAGGUCUUUCGUUUCCACCGGGAAUUUUCAUUGUGACAUCCUACUUCGUGAAAUUGCGAGGACUAGCCAAUGGCAUUGCCAUAUCGGGGAGUGCACUCGGAUCUAUCAUUUUGCCUCCUUUUCUAAGAUUCUUGUUAGAAACUUAUGGGUACAGGGGUGCAGUGCUGAUAAUGGGGGGCCUUACAUUGAACGUGUGGGUCGGUGCCAUGUUGUACGAGCCAGUUCAGUAUCACCUCAAAAAAGUACGCAAACAACAACCUCAAUUGGACGCUGACGAUCAACUCAACAAGAAUCUGGAAUUGGAAGAUAACGCAUUCCCCGAUGUGGUAAUACUAGAUACCGUUGGGGUCGAUGAAGUUGAUGCCAAGAUCCUGGAUUCACCCGAGAGUCUUGUACUUGGCGACACUUUCAAAGAUGUCAAUCAACCUCUGUUGAAUGUUGAAAGUUGUAACCAACUCAACCGCAAAAUCAGUCCCACUUCAAACCUCGGGAAAUCUGUGUUCAGUAUUGGCAGCACAGGACAUCUCACUAGGAAAAUUGGAUCAUGUUCGACUAUCGGCGGUAGACCUGGUAUGAUAGUGGGGAGUACUGGCCAGAUAUCUAGAAAACCAAGCAUCAUUUCUCGUCAAAUGCCUCGGGUAGGAAGCGCUACUCAAAUGAGCCGAAAGAUCAGUGUUAUAUCCAACGUUUCAACCUCAUCUUUCAGAUAUGUGAGUACCGCGUUUCAUGGCAGUACUCUAGUAGGCCUAAAUCCUGAGUUUUCUUCACAACUCACCAUCAAAUCCGUUGCGAAACCGUUUGACUGUUGUGUUUGUUGCAGCGAUAAACGAUCGACGAAAACUGUUUCACAAACUACAAUCAACAAAACGGAUCCUAAUAGUUUGUCCAGUUUGUUGCGGGAUCCAGUCUUCCUCAUCAUUUUGGUAUCGAAUGCAUCCAACGCUAUCGGUUACACGAAUUUCACAAUCCUACUGCCAGCGUAUGCUGUUUCUAUGGGCUUUGACAAAUCGAAGGCGUCUCUAUUACUGUCAGUAGUUGCGGUGUUUGAUUUGAUAGGUCGAGUUGGAGGAUCGGCGUUGUCCGAUUGGCUCCCUAUUGACAAGAAAGUGUACUUCGUGGGGGGACUUCUAGUUUCUGGGCUGUCUCUGUCUGUGCUUCCAUUUGCCAACUCCUAUCAAGGAAUCUCGGUGUUCUGCGGUAUUUUUGGCUUAGCUUCUGGUACUUAUGUGGGCAUAACUGCUGUGAUAAUUGUCGAUUCGCUUGGGGAGGAUCGACUGGCAUCUUCUUAUGGUAUAUCGUUGUUUGUUAAUGGAGUACUACAAUUGAUAGGACCUCCACUGUGUGGAGCUGCAUAUGAAAAGAUGGGCUCCUACAAUUACAUAUUCAGCGCUUUGGGCUGUUCGCUUAUUAUUGGAGCCAGUGUAUGGGGAUUGCUGCCUUUUGUCAAGAAAGACACAAAGAAAUGAUAUAUUUUAGAAAAUUGAAUUUAAAGAAAAAUUGAAGCAAGUCUUGAACGACUUUGACUGCUCUUUUAUAUAUUCUACGAUGACAUUAAUUCACUGCACUGAUUAACUCUACUACACAUGAUAGACUACAAUAAACAUAAAUUCAUCAAUCAAAUACUAGAAUAUUCAAUCCUCAAUGUUAACCAACCAAUUUUGAAUAAAGAAAUUAUUCAUGAGUGUUGCUAUAAGAUUUAAUUAUUCAGCGUAUUCUUAGAAGACUGGGGGCCGUCCUUUUGAACGAUUAUUGAAAAAUUUCCAGUAAAACAAUUAUAACGUCUUUAAAACUUGUUUUAACGAUUUUGAUUGGUUUAUAUUUUUUGUUACUAGGCAGCCAAAGCGUCAUAAGCUAAGAAAGUUCUUUAAACCUGUUUAUUAACGUAUGUUUUGCAGUCUUCAAGCAUCAAUGUGUCAACUUAUUCAUCAAUGCAUCCAAUUACAGAUUAUUGAACUAAACUUAACUAGAUGGGUAAGGAACUGAGAAAAAUUAUAUUUGCCAUUUAAUAGUUAUCCUAAUUUUUCAACAUAAGAAUCAACCUGACCUCAAUCAAUUCAGAUAAAUUUCAGUUCUACAGUGAAUCUACUGUGAUUGAAUGUAUCGCAAUCAAAUAUGAAUGAACAGUGAAUUAAAAAUAAUUGAAUGAAUAUAAUUGUUAUCCUAGAUUUUUAUAUUAAAAACACCUACCCUCCAAUCAAUUUGUGAAUAUUCUUGAAAAUAAUCUGACACCACUCUUUAGAAUUUUAUUUCCAAUAAAGAAUGUCUUUAUAUGCUCUCUUCAAUCCAUAACUAGUAUAUCUUGUACAAAAAAAAA
Nilaparvata lugens (brown planthopper) is the source of this 4108-nucleotide messenger RNA. It is a transcript of the gene hrm, whose product is annotated as monocarboxylate transporter 13. The transcript is spliced from 5 exons. The coding region runs from base 1341 to 3260 and encodes 639 amino acids. Gene Ontology annotation, biological process: monocarboxylic acid transport; transmembrane transport. NCBI's taxonomy places the organism in Eukaryota, Metazoa, Arthropoda, Insecta, Hemiptera, Delphacidae. Gene Ontology annotation, molecular function: monocarboxylic acid transmembrane transporter activity. The record is from RefSeq and is a predicted model, not a curated record.